UUGGAGCUCAACUCUCUCUUUCUCAUCAAUUCUCUUAAUCUAUAGUCACAAACAGAAACCCGAAACCGAAAUCUCUCUCUCUCUCUCUCUCUCCGUUUCAUUUCCAUGGCUGCCGACCAACUUCCUGUAGAAGAAGCAAUGCCAUGGCUUCCUUCUCAAGUUCUUGACGAAGCUUGCGAUAUCAAGGUGUAUAAGAGGCAACACCUCCACCACCACAUUCAUCAACCUUCAUUCCUCCAUCGCCAACGCCCUCACCAUCGUCCUCCGUUAUCGCCCUCCGAUUUCGCUCUUUCGCUGAAUGAGAAAUCGAAGUACAGUAAUGAUUGUUCUCGGCCGCACCAGAGGCAAAAACCAGCGGCUGCGGCGCCGAAUUGGACGGCUGGAGGACAUGGAAUGCAAGCGAUUUUUCUCGAUUCCGGCCGCCAAUUAGGCGGUACCGGCGUUUUUCUUCCUCGAGGAACCGGCGGCUCCACUAAUUACCAACCAAACCAAAAGCCAGCUUGCUCCAUGGUGCUCGUUCCUGCUCGAGUUGUCAAAGCUCUUAAUCUUGAUGUUCAAGCAUUAGGAUUGCAAAUUUCUCCACGCAAAGAGGCAAAAAACAACCAAAAGGGUAGAGAAUGCAACAACUCAAUAGUGAAAAACAAGAAGGCCAAAGAUGUGACAUCCACGCAUUGCUCCUUCAUGUCCCAAAAUCAAACCAAUUCAUCCCAAGAUAUCAUAUUCCUUCCUAAAGAAUGGACCUAUUAACUAGUUCUCCAAAUUAUUCAUAUUUUACAAUGUAUGAAAAAAAAUCAUAAUUCAACCAAAGCUAGGGGCUAGCUAGCUCUUUCUAUCACCUUUUAUUAUAAUGUACAUUUUAAUAAUACGUAUCAAAUUGUAACAUUCGUCUUUACCAUUAAAUCAAAUAUCAUUUCCAUCCCGU
Cucumis sativus (cucumber) is the source of this 922-nucleotide messenger RNA. RefSeq lists its product as hypothetical. The record is from RefSeq and is a predicted model, not a curated record. Lineage: Eukaryota; Viridiplantae; Streptophyta; Magnoliopsida; Cucurbitales; Cucurbitaceae. The coding region runs from base 106 to 747 and encodes 213 amino acids. The transcript is spliced from 5 exons.